Molecule: messenger RNA, 2978 nt
Organism: Malus domestica (apple)
Lineage: Eukaryota; Viridiplantae; Streptophyta; Magnoliopsida; Rosales; Rosaceae
Product: probable LRR receptor-like serine/threonine-protein kinase At5g63710
Biological process (GO): protein phosphorylation
Molecular function (GO): protein binding; ATP binding; protein kinase activity
Source: RefSeq, a predicted model, not a curated record
ACCCACAUCCACACACCCACACCCCCACACACCCAGCAAGCAACCAGUAGCGCACAACUUCAUAUUCUCUCUACUCUCCUGUCUCCUCUACUCAACCAAAUCCCCCUCUUCUUUUUCUGAUCGAUCGAUAUAUUUUCCUUUUUUAUUCCAGUGGGAAGGUUGUGGACCAACCUUUGCACUGACAAUCAUGAUAAUUUAUUUUAAUUAUUGCUAUUACUGGAUUAUUGGAUUAUUUAACUUAAAAGAGUCCUUCCUCGUCCUCCUUGUCCUUUGCUGUUUCCUGUGGUCUCCUGGUGUGCCACGCCCAUGCCUAUGCCUGCCUGAAACUAGCAAGUUCUUGUCUUUCCCUCCAUUUGUUUUAGUUUUUUAUAUUUUCUUUUCUUUUAUUUAUUCAUGUUUUGUGUGUGCCAUGCCUUGUUGUUUUAUUUCUCAGGUUUUUAAUGGUUGUGUUUGUAUUGGGAGGACUACUAAACCACUCCCUCUCAUACAUAUAUUUCUGCCUUUUCUUUUCACCCAAGGGAUGAUUAAUAGGCAUUAUCAUCUGAUUCUUCCAACCUUAGACAAGGAGGAAUGUUUUUUACUAUCUCAAUUCUUAUUGGCUCGGUUCGGUUUGGUUUGGUUGAGUUCUUACUUAGCUAAAUGAAUUUUGAUUCUGGUAAACUAGUUGGAAACAUAAAUGAAUUUGAAGGAGAAUUAUCUAACUCGGAAGAAAAAACGAUCAAAUUAGACGUGGGAAGUGGGAACACAUACAUAAUCCUUGAACACAGUUGAUUGUGGGGCAAGCAAGCGUCAAAUUAGUACCACAACAUAAUAUCCUUAAUUUAACCUAAUUUUAAACCUUUCCUCCAUGCAUCUUAAAAGUUAAGUUUUCUAUUGAUUCUGGUGUAUUUUGAUUUUCCCUGUCUCUGUUUGAUUUGAACUCUAGUAGAACAUGCUUUGUUAUUCUUUAGAUAGUCUGCUCAAAAGGAGGUGGCUAGAGCCUAGAGCCUAGAGGUGAAGUCGGAGACAUGUCUCGUGUAUUUUCUCGCUCGCAUCCUUUCAAGCCAAUCAUAAAAUGGUUAAUCUUACUCCUUUUGCCAACAAUCGGGUUUGCAUCUACGGAGCCAGACGUGGAAGGUGAAGCAUUGACCGAUUUGCUCACCGCAUUGAAAGAUUCGAGUGGCCGAAUAACAGAUUGGAAUGAUAAUUUCGUGAGCCCCUGUUUUAGCUGGUCUCAUGUCACUUGUAGAAAUGGAAAUGUCAUAUCCCUGAGCCUGGCUUCAAAUGGAUUUUCUGGAACACUUUCUCCUUCGAUUACUAAGCUGAAGUAUUUGGCUAGCCUGGACUUCCAGAAUAAUAAUCUAACGGGCCUUUUGCCCGUUUAUCUUGCAAACUUGACACACCUGCAGAAUCUAAAUCUUGCAAAUAAUAAUUUCAGAGGUCCUAUACCAAAUGCUUGGGGUCAGCUUUCCAAUUUGAAGCAUUUGGAUCUUUCAUCGAAUGAGUUGACAGGAAGAAUUCCAAUGCAAUUCUUUACCAUUCCAAAUUUCAAUUUCACAGGAUCACAUCUUGAUUGUGGUUCUAGCUUGAAGCAGCCUUGUGUUUCUGGCUCUUCUCUCCAAGCUUCAAACAGGAAAUCAAAACUUGGAACAGUUAUAACCUCGGCAAGUUGCAGUGUAUCAGUAAUUCUGUUGAUAGGGGCUCUUUUCGCAUAUCGAUACUAUCGCAUGCACAAACUAAAAUAUGAUGUCUUUGUUGACGUUGCAGGUGAAGAUGAGUGCAAAAUUUCCUUUGGCCAGUUGAAAAGAUUCUCUUGGCGUGAAAUUCAGCUCGCCACGGAUAACUUUGAUGAAAGCAACAUAAUUGGACAAGGAGGCUUUGGAAGAGUUUACAAAGGUGUCCUCUCAAACGAUGUACAUGUUGCAGUGAAACGCCUUACUGAUUAUAACAGUCCUGGUGGAGAGGCUGCAUUCCUUAGAGAAGUACAACUCAUUAGUGUUGCAGUUCACAGGAAUCUUUUACGGUUGAUUGGAUAUUGUACAACCCCAUCUGAGAGAAUCCUUGUUUAUCCGUUCAUGAAAAAUCUUAGUGUUGCAUAUCGCUUGAGAGAUCUAAAACCUGGUGAGAAAGGGUUGGACUGGUCGACAAGGAAACACAUUGCUUUCGGUGCAGCCCAUGGUUUGGAGUAUUUACACGAGCAUUGCAAUCCGAAGAUAAUACACCGUGACUUGAAGGCUGCAAACAUUCUUCUAGAUGAUAAAUUUGAGCCUGUUCUUGGAGAUUUUGGGCUAGCAAAGCUGGUUGAUACAAAAUCAACUCAUGUUACCACUCAAAUACGCGGAACCAUGGGGCAUAUUGCCCCGGAGUAUUUGUCCACCGGAAAAUCGUCAGAAAAGACUGAUGUUUUUGGAUACGGUAUCACACUUCUCGAACUUGUCACUGGUCAGCGUGCAAUAGAUUUUGCUCGGCUGGAAGAAGAGGAGGAUGUUCUUCUGCUUGAUCAUAUCAAGAAGUUGCUGAGAGAAAAUAGGCUUGACGACAUUGUGGACAGAAACAUGAAGAUGCAUGAUCCAAAAGAAGUUGAGACAGUCAUUCAGGUUGCGUUGCUGUGCACUCAAAGCUCACCAGAGGACCGUCCAAAAAUGGCAGAAGUUGUUAGAUUGCUACAAGGAGUGGAUCUAGCAGAGAGAUGGGCCGAGUGGGAGCAGCUCGAAGGUGUAAGGAAUCGUGAAUUCUCACUCUUGUCUCACCAGUUUGCUUGGGCCGACGAGUCUACACAUGAUCAAGAAGCUAUACAGUUGUCCAAGGCAAGAUAGUGUUCCUUAAUAAUUAGAUGCUCUAAUCUAAAUUAAUCCAAAAACUUCACUUCAUAUCUCGAAUAUUACAAAUUAUUAAUUGUAUCAUAUCUUAGUAAUAAUUAUAUAAAUCUGUGUGUAAAGAUAUAUAAGAGAGGAGAAAGGAAAAUAAAGUUGUGGGAUAUUAUAUAUGAGUUUGGAACA